AUGGGGGUGUGGGGGGCUGACAGCACGCUGCCCGUCCCCUCUCCCCGGCAGUACAUCAACGGUGGGAACCUGGAGCAGCUGCUGGACAGCCCAGUGCCGCUCUCCUGGGCCGUGCGCGUCCGGCUGGCCCUGGACAUCGCCCGCGGCCUGCGCUACCUGCACUCCAAGGGCAUCUUCCACCGCGACCUCACCUCCAAGAACUGCCUGGUGAAGAGCGAGGACAACGGCUACACGGCCGUGGUGGGCGACUUCGGCCUGGCGGAGAAGAUUCCCACCUACAGCGAGGACGCUCAGAAGGAGCCGCUGGCCGUGGUGGGCUCGCCGUACUGGAUGGCCCCGGAGGUGCUGCGUGGGGAGCUGUACAACGAGAAGGCCGACGUCUUUGCCUACGGCAUCAUCCUGUGCGAGAGCAUCGCGCGGGUCCCCGCCGAUCCGGACUACCUGCCCCGCACCGAGGAUUUUGGGCUGGACGUCGCUGCUUUCUGCAACAUGGUGGGGGACGACUGCCCUGCGGCCUUCCUCCAGCUGGCCUUCCACUGCUGCAGGAUGGAGCCGACGGCCCGACCCGCCUUCGUGGAGAUCACGCAGCGCCUGCAGGGCGUCCUGGAGCACCAGCUGGGAGCGGGGGGCACCGGCGCCGACCGGCAGAGCGAUGGGGAGAGUGUGCCCUCGCCCGGGACCCCGGCCACGCUGAACGGCGAGGCAGCGAGCGAGCCCGCACUCCCUGAGCAGCCACCGCCGCGUGAUCUGAGCUGGCCGCACCUCCAGCCCGACCCCCGCCUCGCCCGCAGCCGCUCGGACAUGUUCCCGCCCAGGUCCCCGGCCCUGCUGCCGCCCCAGGAGCCCGCCGCGGGCGCCCGCCCCAAGGAGCUGCCGCCGCGUCUCAACCCCUUCUCCCAGCGCGAGGACCUGAAGGGCGGGAAGAUCAAGCUCUUCGACACGCCCAGCAAGUCGGUCAUCUCGCUGACCUUCGCCCUGCCGCCGCCCGCCCCCUACCAGCUGGGCACGCCCAUCACGCCCGAGCCCGUGGUGGAGGCGCAGUGCGACUUCUCCGCCCCCCUGGUGCUGACACGCAAGUGCCGCUCGCUGCCCGCGUCCCCCGAGCCAGCCCGCCGCGGGAGCCUGGUGCUGGGGGGGGAGGCGGCCCGCACCUGCUGCCGGGAGGGGCCCCAGCCUCACAGCCCCUUCCCCACUCAGAGCUGGGGGGUGGCGGGGGAGGUGGCAGGGCGCUCGCCCCUCCCCAGCCCCCCCGCGGUGGAGCAGAUGGACUGCAGCCCCGACAGCCCCGAGCCGGCGCCGGCCCCUGCCCCGCCGCUCAUCAACAGCACCUUCAUCAGCACCUCAGCGUCGGGCGCCCAGCCCUGGCCGCCGGGGCCCCCCAACGGCCUGCCCCUCAACAACAACAGCGUGGUGGUGAGCGCCCCGCCCGGCUGGGGCCGCGGCCUGGAGCGCGGCUUCUCGGAGCUCAGCAUCCCCCGCACAGGGGCCUUGGAGCGGACGGAGCACUCGGGCGCGCUGCCCUGGCACGCCUCCAGCGCCGGGCGGGAGCAGGACGAGGUGCUGGCCUGCCCCGGCUGCUGCCUGGGCCCCUUCAGCUUCAGCUUCGCCUCCGUCUGCCAUCGGCCCGCGCCCAGCCCGCCCCGCUACCAGCACCUCACCUGCGAGGCCAAGAGCCUCCUCUGCCAGGACAAGCGCCCGCCCGAGCCCAGCCUCAAGCUGCCGGAGGCGCAGUCCUAGUGCUGGGCAGACGGGACGAUGGACACGACCCCCCCUGUGGCUCCGGCUCCCCCCACAGCCUGCGCUAGGCAGUGCCAGGAGCCCCGAAAUCCCCACAACUCGCCCGCGCCGGGACCCGGUUCUGCCCUGGUGACCUGGCUGCCCCUAGAGCCGCCUCAGGGCCUCUCGCCGUGCUGGUGAGACCAUCAGCCAUUGCCAAGGCCACGCACAACCUGGGCUCGGGUCCUGGCUGGCCCAGUGUGACCGGGGGUGGGGGGAGACUCGUGCAGGGAGCUCCAGGCUGGGCACGGACCCAGCGGCGAGGUGGGGCCGGCUCUGAGUGGGGCUGGCUCCCUCCGGUGGCACCAGGGGCGGUGAGUCGCGCUGGGCUGACGUGCAAUAACAUGGCUGCCUCAUGCGCACGGCCGCGUCGGGGCCGGCGCUUCCCCUAGGAGGGGGAGCGGUGCCGGUUCAUGCCCCACCAUGGGGACGGGGCUGCGUGGAGGGGCUCUGCACCCCACUCAAUGCUGGGGGCUCCGGUGACCAGCCACUGAGGUGCGGCCCUGAUGGACCAGCGGGGCGCGGUGCCACCCAGGAGUCUCUGGGAAGGCACGCGGGGGCAGGUGGGCUGGGCCGGCCCUCCAUCCCGCCUUCCCUGCCUGCGGCUGUGGGGAGAGGAGCGGGGCUGACCCCCAAGCAGGCACAGUCAGGUGGUCACUCCGGGGCCUGGGGCUCCUCCCUGGCCGCCUGUCCCUGCACGUCCGCUCCCCGGCCCCCGCGCUCAGAGGCGAUGGGAGCACAAGCCGGGGGGGGGGCAGCAGUGUGC
This is a messenger RNA of Terrapene triunguis (Three-toed box turtle), 2542 nucleotides long. RefSeq names its product dual specificity testis-specific protein kinase 1. Gene Ontology annotation, biological process: actin cytoskeleton organization; positive regulation of stress fiber assembly; protein phosphorylation. The transcript is spliced from 7 exons. Gene Ontology annotation, cellular component: cytoplasm; nucleus. Gene Ontology annotation, molecular function: ATP binding; protein serine/threonine kinase activity. The coding region runs from base 1 to 1737 and encodes 578 amino acids. The record is from RefSeq and is a predicted model, not a curated record. Lineage: Eukaryota; Metazoa; Chordata; Testudines; Emydidae.